Molecule: messenger RNA, 531 nt
Organism: Mesorhabditis belari
Lineage: Eukaryota; Metazoa; Nematoda; Chromadorea; Rhabditida; Rhabditidae
Source: the annotation of a GenBank genome assembly
AUGUUGUUCGCAUUGAUAUUCGGAUCACUAUUUCUACAAAUCGUCUUCUCACAAGUCUAUUAUGAGCCAGAGAACAGUGCGCCAGCUGCGCAAUUAUCUUCAAGCUCAUCAAACACCGCUGUUUCGCGAUACACUGUCUUGUAUCUUUGUGGAAACAAUGGGAAUUACUACUUGUCGAAUACGCCCUGUCAAACCUCGUAUCGCAGUUGCAACUAUAUUUGUCGGACAUCGAGCUGGUGCGCAAGCUUCAAUAGAAAUUGGUCAUGUGUGAAUAAUUGUUGCAAGAAUGGACGAGGACACACGACGACUCCAUCUCCUCAACAACCGACAUGCGGUGGUCGUGAAACAUCUGGUGGCUUUUGUACAUCUCCUGGUUAUCGCUGUCCCUCAGGAUUCACUUGCACUGUGAACGGAGUAUGCUGUCGUUGUGCUUAUGGAACAAGUGUUGGCCCAUGUGUCAACAAUCAAUGCCCAGACACUUUCCGUUGUAACUCGAACAAUGAGUGUUGUCCAUAUCAACUCACCGGGAAA